Messenger RNA from Hibiscus syriacus, 5482 nucleotides. Its product is annotated as putative 1-phosphatidylinositol-3-phosphate 5-kinase FAB1D. Gene Ontology annotation, cellular component: endosome membrane. The transcript is spliced from 13 exons. NCBI's taxonomy places the organism in Eukaryota, Viridiplantae, Streptophyta, Magnoliopsida, Malvales, Malvaceae. The record is from RefSeq and is a predicted model, not a curated record. Gene Ontology annotation, biological process: phosphatidylinositol phosphate biosynthetic process. Gene Ontology annotation, molecular function: 1-phosphatidylinositol-3-phosphate 5-kinase activity; ATP binding. Bases 200 to 5170 code for a protein of 1656 amino acids.
GUUCAUUUCUGUUGCAUUCUUUGCUUUUAUUUAUUUAUUUCUGAAAAAGAAAAAAAUAUCUCUGCUUUCUGGGUAGAGGAUUAAGAAAAUCAUUAGGCUCGGGAUUGGAUCAGAGCUCAUCACACCCAAAUCUUUGUUCUUUGGAUUGCUUUAACAGUGAUUGGAUUUACUGGAGUUAUUAUCUCACCAGAUAUGUAGUAUGUGUCAUUACUGUGGUGCUGAACUUUCGAAUGCCAGUGAGGACAAAAGGAAACCGGAGAACGGUAAUGUUUUAAUCUCUUGUACUGGAGAUACAAUUCGGCCGUGUAAAUUAUUUUGGGAGAGGCAAGGAAGAGAGUUUGUAAAACGUGAUGGUAAUACUCUGUAUUCAACACCAUUGAUCAGUCCAGCUUCUUUAUUGUCUAGCGGUGACCGUUCAUAUUCUAGCUGCAGUGAUUUUUCAGUUGAUAUGGACUCAUACGAUCGGGUUGAGGGUGAGCAAGAGUUUGGUUCAAAAAUUAGUCAUGGGGAGCUCAAUUAUCUGCCAAAUGGACGAAACUUGAGCUCAGAAGGCCUUGGGGGGAGAGUUGAUAGCUCGAAUAUGAUAACAGAAAGCAACUUGAGGGAUGAGAAAAAUAGCAAUGAUAUGGACAUAGUUAGAGACGGUGAGAAAACAGAAACUAGUAAUGAGCUAGCAGCAAAAGAAAUUGGAAAUUCUCCUAGAACCUUUGUCAAAGAAAAUGGAGUUCCUCAAUUUAUUAGUGGUGAAAUAGAUAGUCAAAUUUGGGAACCUCCGGAACCUGAAGAUCCAGAGGAUGACUUGGAGAAUACACUGGCUUAUGACGACGAGGACGACGAAUGUGAAGAUGGCAUAAAAUGGGGAAAACCAAGUUCCUUGAGUCAUACAGAUGUGGACAAUGGACUCUACAGGUUUAAAGAGGAAAAACAAAGGGCAGUGAAAGAGGUGAUAAAUGGGAAGUUCAAAACUAUUGUCAGUCAACUUCUUAAAUCUGUGGGUUUUGCCUGUUCUGUGAAUGACAAUGAUGGUUGGGUGGAUAUAGUUACUUCUCUAUCUUUGGAAGCCGCUCUAUUUUUGAAACAUGAUCCUAUCGACGGCAACACAAUGGGUCCAGAUGGAUGUAUGAAAGUGAAAUGCAUUGCAACCGGUUCUCGCAGUCAAAGCCAAUUAAUCAAGGGUUUGGUCUUCAAAAAGCAUGCUGCUCAUAAGCACAUGCAAACUAAGUUCAAGAAUCCAAGAAUGUUAUUAAUUCAGGGAGCCCUUGGUCAGUCCUCAAGUGGGUUGUCUUCAUUAAGUUCACUAGAUGAGGAAAAAGGUCAUAUGAAAGCUCUAAGUGAGAUGAUAGAUAUGUGCCAUCCAAAUGUGAUAUUGGUGGAGAAAUCUGUUUCACGUGAUGUUCAAGAGUGUAUUCUUUCCAAAGGAAUCACACUGGUGUUUGACAUGAAGCUACAUCGUCUCAAGAGAGUUGCGUGCUGUACUGGCUCACCAAUAAUACCGUCCAAUCAUUUGAUUAAUCAAAACCUAAAGCAGAAUGAUUCCUAUAAGCUGUGUGAUUCCUUUCAUAUUGAAAAGUUUGUUGAAGAACAUGCUUCCUCUGGUGAAGGGGGAAAACGACCAAGUAAAACAUUGAUGUUUCUUGAGGGCUGUCCUAAACGUCUUUGUUGCACUAUUUUGCUGAGAGGAAGUCAUUCUGAAGAACUGAAAAAGAUUAAGUGUGUUGUUCAGUAUGCUGUUGUCAUGGCGCAUCAUUUAAUCCUUGAAACUUCCUUCCUUAUUGAUCAGAAGGGAAUGUUCUCUACAAUUCCUUUAUCUGGAAUAGCAGACGUGUUGCCAACAGAUCAGGAAUCCCAUACCUUAGAUAUUAGUAAUACAAGUGUUCCUUGUCUUGAUGACUCUACAGCUGAAAUUGAUUCAAAUGAAGUUGACAUUCCCAUCUCUAAUGGAUACCAUGAAGAAGGUUACCAUGUAAAUGAUGAUCAAAUCUUGAAGUCAGAAUUAGACUAUAGUUCUGCUUUAUCUUUGGAGCCAUAUAAUCCAGCCAUUUUCUCUGGUUUGUCAUCUAUUUCCGCCUCUCUGAAGAAAGUAAUUGGGAACAAUUUUCCUCUUGCAUCCACUGCUCCUUAUCGGUCGUUGUCUACAUAUUUUGGGUUAAAUGAGGAGGAACCAAAGCUUACAGCAGCAGUUCCGACGAUGAAAAGUUUAGAGGUCUCAGAGCAAUUUGAUGCGGAAUCUAAAUGUGGUCAUGAUGAAGAGAAAUCCCUUGAUGACGGACAACCUCAAUCUUUUCCAGCUUCCUCUGAAGCCCCACUUGAGUUGAAUACUAGUGGCGAUAAUGAUGAAGAGAAAAUGCAAAAUAAGGAGAACAUCAACAGUAUGUUGGAUUCACAAAGUAUUUUGGUUCUUAUGUCUAGCCGAAAUGUUUUAAAGGGCAUUAUGUGUAAGCAAAGCCAUUUUAGCCAUAUAAUGUUCUACAGGAAUUUUGAUGUUCCUCUUGGGAAGUUUCUUCGAGAUAAUUUACUCAAUCAGAGAAGGCAAUGUACUAUAUGUGGUGAACUCCCGGAAGCUCACUUCUACUAUUAUGCACAUCAUAAUAAGCAGCUAACAAUACAAGUUAAACGGCUUCCAAAGCAUUUACCUGGGGAAGCUGAGGGAAAACUCUGGAUGUGGAGUCGCUGUUUCAAGUGCCAAACUGGGAAUGGAAUGUCAAAAUCUACAAAAAGAGUUCUAAUUUCAGCUUCUGCGCGUGGUCUCUCAUUUGGAAAGUUCUUGGAGCUCAGCUUUUCCGAACACUAUUCCUCCUACGGAUUAUCCAGCUGUGGUCAUUCUCUGCAUAAGGACUUCCUUUAUUUCUUUGGGUUAGGUCCUAUGGUUGCAAUGUUUAGCUAUUCUACAGUUACCACUUAUACUGUGUCCGUGCCUCCACAACGACUAGAGUUUAGCAGAUCAAUUAUACCAGAUUGGCUAAAGGAAGAAUUCAAAAAUGUUUAUACAAAAGGAAAUCUAAUGUUUGGAGAGGUUGCAUCCUUUUUGGAUCAAAUAAGGUCUCAGUUUGUGGGCUCAACUUUAAACCUUAAUGGUUCCUUAAAAGCAUUCUCUGAUGUCGAAGAGAUGCUGAAGCUGGAAGCUUCUGAAUUUGAGCUAAGCAUUCAGAAUGCUGUUGCGAAUAAUGGGAAUGAAAACUUGGGUUCUCACAAACUCCUCAACUUGAACAGAGUAAGGUGGGACCUUCUUUUGACAUCAUUCAUUUGGGAUCGACGCAUGCAUUCUCUGCUGUUGCCUGUUACUACAGUAGUAGUCACUGGUGCCAACAACAAAGCAAUGCCGGAGCAACUGAAGUUGCAUACGGAUAGGGCAGAGGGAGAGGACAGUGGUGGAGAAAAUCAACAUUUUUUAUCUGAAAAUACUGGUUAUCUGAAAGCUUAUUCCGAUUCAUUUGUUGAAAGAAAUGAAUUUUCAGGUGAUGAAUUAUCUUCAGACAUUCCUGUUAAAAAAUCUGAAGAAUGUGACAGCUUACAUGGAAGUUCCACCGAGGUUGAAAACAUUGAAAAGCCAACGGUGGAUGCUGUGUCCCCUAUGGAAUCAUCCAAGCUAGAGUCCAUUGUGGCACCUAAUAUUUCUGUUUGUCCCAAUUUUGGUGAUGAAAAUUACCAGGCAGAGGAUGCACCAAUAUCAGGUCAUUUACAAGUAGAUAGAACAAUCCCAAUAUCCAAAGAUCUUGAUUACAAUGAUUCUAUAGUUGAUGCAAGUAGUAGGGGUUGUGGAUUUCCAUGUUCAUUACUAUCCAGUUUAGAAAACAUAAAUGGAUGGUUCUGGAUGCCUUCUUCUGAAAUCAGACAAAUAUAUAUGAAGGAUCUUCUAAGAGGAAAUGUCCCCAAGUUCGAAUCCAUCAGUAGUUGCACUCCAUCACAAAUACCUACAGGCUAUCAAUUAAUCAGGGAUGAAGCAUCAAGACUACACAUUCCUCUAGGAACCAAUGAUUAUAUAGUAUCAGAUUAUGAAGGUGAACUCUCAAGUAUAAUUGCUUGUGCAUUAGCAUUGCUGAAAGAUAUGCCUUCUGUAACAGAAGUGCCUAAUGAGGAAGGGAGGAGAGAUAAACUAAUUGAAAGUUUACGUAGCCUAAGUCGAGCACCUACUAUAACAUCUUUGCAAUGGUCGUCCAAUGGUUCCUCUGAUUCAGACUCUGCCUCUAGUCUGAGCGUUUCUUCAGAAGAGUCUCGCUUCUCCAGUUUUGAUGGGUUAAACUUGUUGGAUUCUCUAGUUCCUCCUGAUGCUCAUAACAUCGAGGUUUCUCUAGGGGUUACGAACUCACUAGGGAAGGGCAAAUACUCGGUAUUUUGUUUGUAUGCUAACCAGUUCCGUGAUCUUCGAGAGCGGUGCUGCCCUUCAGUACUUGAUUAUAUUGCUUCUCUUAGCCGUUGCAAAAAUUGGGAUGCCAAAGGAGGGAAGAGCAAGUCCUUUUUUGCUAAAACGCUUGAUGACAGGUUUAUUAUAAAGGAAAUCAAGAAAACAGAAUAUGAAUCAUUCGAGAAGUUUGGUUUAGAUUUUUUCAAGUACAUGAAUCAAUCACUCGAUUCUGGAAGCCAAACAUGCCUUGCUAAAGUUCUUGGGAUUUAUCAGGUGAUAGUAAGACAGCCUAAAACAGGGAAAGAGUUGUCAAGACAUGAUCUUAUGGUGAUAGAGAAUCUUGCCUUUGGUAGAAAUCUUACUCGACUAUAUGAUCUUAAAGGGGCUUUACAUGCUCGAUUCAGUUCAGCUGCUGAGGGAUCUAGAGAUGUUCUUUUGGAUCAGAACUUUGUCAAUGACAUGAAUUCCUCUCCAUUAUAUGUUAGUAAUCAAGCCAAGCGUAUCUUGCAACGGGCUGUAUGGAACGAUACAACUUUCCUCAAUUCGAUCAAUGUAAUGGAUUAUUCUUUACUUGUCGGGGUGGAUACGCAGCGGCAGGAGCUUGUAUGUGGGAUUAUUGAUUAUCUCAGGCAGUAUACCUGGGACAAACAACUCGAAACAUGGGUCAAGUCUUCAUUGGUUGUUCCUAAGAAUCUAUUGCCGACGGUGAUUUCUCCGAAGGAAUAUAAGAAAAGAUUCAGAAAGUUCAUGUCAACUUACUUUCUGAGUGUCCCUGACCAUUGGUGCUCACAGGGAUCCUCUGACCCUUGUCAACUUUGUGGCACGUAGGAUGAUGCCCUUUUCUCAACCCAAGUCCCUAAAUGGUACUUUUGCCUCCUCCUCGUAUUCUUUGUUUACCAUUUUCCUUGAAUCAUCCCUCAUUCGUAUAGCCAGUUGAAAAUUGAUGUGUAUAUAUAUGUUGUAUAUUCAACCCCAUUAUCAUGCAAUCUUUAGCAAAUUUCUGGGGAUAGUUUCAUUCACCAUUUAUCUUAUUAUGUUACAUAAAUUUGUAUCUUUAAGUGAGAACUGUAAAGAGCCGAUGUUAUCGGAGGACCGAUGAUGUGAAAAUCAAUGAAAAGUUUCAGCUACCAGCUUGUCUUC